Messenger RNA from Trifolium pratense (red clover), 2701 nucleotides. RefSeq names its product very-long-chain aldehyde decarbonylase CER3. Gene Ontology annotation, molecular function: oxidoreductase activity; iron ion binding. NCBI's taxonomy places the organism in Eukaryota, Viridiplantae, Streptophyta, Magnoliopsida, Fabales, Fabaceae. Gene Ontology annotation, biological process: lipid biosynthetic process. The record is from RefSeq and is a predicted model, not a curated record. Bases 642 to 2546 code for a protein of 634 amino acids. The transcript is spliced from 11 exons.
GUUGAUAAAUUGUAGACAUGUUGAUUAAAUUCUUUUUAAUAAGUUUUGGAAAUUUUAGACAUAUAGAUUAAAUUCCAUAAAAUACACAUUGCACAUUUUUUUUUUAAUAAGUUUUCAAACAUAAACAAAUUUUAUUUUUCCUUUCCUAUGGUUACCAAUGAAGUUAUUUGUGUGUGAGAAAAAGUCAGAGGUGGGAGACCACUUCAACUGUAAUAGUAUUGACCUAUAGCAUACAACUCCACUCCCCUUAUAAAUACAUGUGAUGUGAUUGGAGAGUAGAUACUCCAAUUCACGGUUCAAACCCAUAGAGAGAGAGAGAGAUACUAGUAAUAUAAUUUCCCAUUCCCAUUAAGAAGGAAAAUCAUUUAGUGGACAAUUUCAAUUUCAUUACACAACCCAACCUCUUACAUACCCAUUGGUUGCUUUGCCCUUCUUUUCUGAUUCAUUCUCUUUUGAGUAUUUCAAUCCACCUUGUUCCUUCUCUUAGUAAAUAAUAUAAUUUUUGAACUCUAUUUGUGUUUGCAUAAAAAAAAAACAAAAAAAAUAUAGAUCAAGCCUAUUACCUCAAGAAAGGUACAAAUAUAUUUAGUGCAUAUUAGUAUAGAAGAUUAUUUUAGUGAUUUGAGUUAGAUCAAAUCAAAAUGGGUGCUCCUUUAUCAUCAUGGCCAUGGGAGAAUUUUGGAAUAUUCAAGUAUGUAUUUUAUGGGCCAAUUUUUGGAAAAGUGUUGUAUGAAGUGUUUUAUGAAGAGAAACACUCAAUCUCAAACCUUAGCUGGUGGUGUCUUCAUUUGAUCAUACUAUGUGGUCUAAGAGUUAUGUUGCACGUGUUAUGGAGUUCUUAUAGUAACAUGCUUUUUCUUACUAGAAAUCAUAGGAUUCUUCAACAAGGUGUUGAUUUCAAACAGAUUGACAAAGAAUGGAACUGGGACAAUUUCUUGAUUCUUCAAGCACUUGUUGCUGCCAUAAUUUGCUAUAUUUUCCCAUUUCUUCAACAUCUUCCUCUAUGGAAUGUGAAAGGUUUUAUUGUUGCUUUGAUCUUACAUGUGGGAGUUUCAGAGCCACUUUAUUAUUUGGUACAUAAGAAAUUUCAUGAAGAUUAUCUUUUCAAAAACUAUCAUUCACUUCAUCAUUCAUCUCUUGUACCAACUCCUUUAACUGCUGGAAAUGCAACAUUUUUGGAACAUGUUAUUUUAACGGCUGUGAUUGGAAUCCCAAUUUUUGGGACUUCUAUGAUGGGAUAUGGAUCUGCAAGUUUGGUAUAUGGCUAUGUGUUGAUUUUUGAUUUCCUAAGAUGUUUUGGGCAUUGCAAUGUUGAAAUUGUCCCACACAAAUUAUUUGAGGCAUUACCAUUUCUUAAAUAUGUGAUAUACACACCAACAUAUCACAAUCUCCACCACACUAAUAAGGACACUAAUUUCUGCCUCUUUAUGCCUCUCUUUGAUGCAUUAGGCAAUACACUUAACACAAAUUCAUGGACAUUACACAAAACAUUAAGCUCAGGUUCAGGGAAUGGCGCUACGGUACCGCAUUUUGUUUUCCUAGCUCAUAUGGUGGAUAUAUCAUCCUGCCUGCAUGUUCCGUUUGUUCUGCGAUCGACUUCUUCGCUUGCAUACACAACAAGACUCUUCUUCAUCCCAUGUUUGCCAGUAACAUUUUUAGUUGUGAUGGCAAUGUGGCUUUGGUCCAAAACAUUUUUACUUAGUUUCUAUUACAUCAGAGGUAGACUCCACCAAACUUGGGUUGUACCGCGAUGUGGCUUUCAGUAUUUCUUGCCAUUUGCUACUGAUGGAAUUAACAAACAUAUUGAGCAAGCUAUCCUAAGGGCUGAUAAAAUUGGAGUUAAGGUCAUUAGUCUAGCUGCAUUGAACAAGAACGAGUCCCUAAACGGUGGUGGAAAGCUUUUUGUGGACAAGCAUCCAAACCUUAGGGUUAGAGUUGUUCAUGGAAACACCUUAACUGCAGCUGUGAUUCUCAAUGAGAUCCCUCAAGAUGUGAAAGAGGUGUUCUUAACAGGAGCUACUUCCAAGCUUGGAAGAGCAAUUGCUCUCUACCUUUGCCAAAAGAAAGUUAGAGUUCUGAUGUUAACUAUUUCAACAGACAGAUUUCAAAAGAUUCAAAAAGAAGCCCCUGUUGAAUACCAAAGCUACCUUGUCCAAGUUACAAAAUAUCAAGCAGCACAAAACUGCAAGACUUGGAUUGUUGGCAAGUGGAUAACUCCAAGAGAGCAAAGUUGGGCACCAAGUGGGACCCAUUUUCAUCAAUUUGUUGUUCCACCAAUUUUAUCAUUCAGAAGAGAUUGUACUUAUGGUGAUCUAGCUGCCAUGAGAUUGCCAGAAGAUGUGCAAGGUCUUGGUUGUUGUGAGUACACAAUGGAUAGAGGAGUAGUUCAUGCAUGUCAUGCUGGAGGAGUGGUACAUAGUCUUGAAGGUUGGACUCAUCAUGAAGUUGGUGCCUUAGAUGUUAACAGAAUUGAUCUUGUGUGGCAAGCAGCACUCAAACAUGGCUUAAGGCCAGUCAGUAGUAGUCCACACAGUAAAAGUGAUUAAUUAAGAAUAUUUGUAACAUGCAACUUAAUUUCUAAAGUUGUGUCUUAUGUGUUUUUGUAUUAUUCAAUAACUAAGUGGCCAUCAAUUGUGGUUGUGUUCAUUUAAUAUUACUUUUAUGUUUCUUAUACGAUCAUAUUGAUCACAUAUUUUAUACA